This is a messenger RNA of Symbiodinium sp. CCMP2592, 7728 nucleotides long. NCBI's taxonomy places the organism in Eukaryota, Dinophyceae, Suessiales, Symbiodiniaceae. The record is from the annotation of a GenBank genome assembly.
AUGGCCUCCGCAGUGCUCCUCUUUGGCCUUGUUCUGGCAGUUGUGGGCGAUGUGCGGAACACUUCGUGUGGUGACCGGACAGCGUUGCUUCAAAAGAGGGUCCGAGGAAAGCCUCCGCAUCUUCAAAGCGUCGAGCAUGAAGAGCAAGAGGAGCAACAAACGGAGGAUUUCAUCCAAAUGGCCUUCCGAAAGCUCCACCUUUUGGAAAGCGAAGCGCCGGAGAGCUCUGAGGCCAAGGCAAACGGACGGAGCCAGCCUCGAAAUGAGGAGUUGUUCGAGACUUGCCUGGUGCCCCGCACAUUGGCGCAGACAACACGGGCAGAUUCGAGGCAGAUGUCCCAGUUGGAAGCGACCUGCCUUUCCGGCUUCCCAAUCUUCGACUUAAGCACGGAAAAGUACGUGUGUUGCCCCGAAGCCGCCCUGUACUGCGCAGGAUGCUUCCAGCUCGAUGGCAGCAGCUGUGCUCAGUGUUCUCCCGGAUUUGUGGAAGUUGCCGGCGAAGGGCGUUGCGAGGCCUGCGUGGACACUCCAGGCUGGACGAAUUUGGACGGCGAGAACUGCAUCCAAGCUGUCUGUAGUGACACCGCGUACUAUGGUCUCUCUUCCAAACAAGCUUGCUGCGGGUGCGGUGGUGGACAGCGGGCCGCCACGCCCUUCACCUACUAUGUGGCGCCGACGGUACUCUAUGCAACCUCGAUCACUGGUUUCCCAGUUCCGCGGACCGCCAGCAACUACACCAUCAAUGAGGACUGCAAGCUCUUGGAGCACGGCCUGGCCAUCGAUGGUGCCACGGGCAGUUUGCAGAUCGCUCCAGCGAUUGGACAAGUGGGCGGCAGCCUCCUCGAGGCUUUCAGCAUUUCUUGCACCAUCAUUGCCCAUCAAACCAGCACCCUCUCGGCCUUCGCGACACUGACGGUCAUGGCCGAGAAGCGCAUCUCAUACGGGCAGUAUCCGUUGGUCUUCCUGAGUGCUGCCACCGAAGCAACGCCAGCCGUCAGCAGUUCAUGGGUCUUUGACCAACUGAGCUGCGACCCGGCCGAACUGACGUCGAGGCUUACCUUGGACCAGGACGGAAAGCUCGGGUGGGAUUCGAAAGCUGGUGCCGGUGGCGGUAUCACUUGGAACUCGGGCUUUGGCUCAAUCGAUUCGAUGGGGUGCAUAUGUCUGGCCAAUGCCAGCCUAGCUUCAGCGCCCUCCGUGAAGGCAGAUGCAUACUUCGUUGCUGUCAACCCCAGACCAUGGGGUGGCAUGGUCUACGAGCGAGGAUCGAAUCAGAGCAGUCCUCUCAAGGCGACAGUCGGGCAGGUGGCACCCACGUUGCGGCCCAUCGAUACGAGCCGCAGUACUUUGUUCUUGCUCCCCCCCACUGCCUUCACGGGUAAGUGCUCAAGCGAUGAUGGGGGUCACGUGGCCUUGGACAUCGUCACCGGCCAGGGAACGUAUGAGGGGUUUGCUUUCUUCGAGUUGGACCUGACGACAGGGUAUGUGCGUCUCGCUCCUUCGGCGGAGCUUGCAGGCGUGAUGCCUGUUGAUGCGGGCACCCGAUCCACGUUAAGCAUCUCUUGCAAAAUCUUUGGGCUCUACCAGUACCUGCCCUUUGGUGUCGGCUCUGUUAUCAAAGAAGAGCUCUUCCUCAACGCCCAAGACGACACCUGCUUCGUGCCUGUUGCGACCCCGUCCCAUUUCCAAGAGGUUACUGAGACCUCUUCCUCGGCUGCCGAGUGCCGCCAAGCCUGCCGGAGAGACAUCGCUUGCACGUAUUACUCCCAUCAGAGCACGAGUUGUUUUCGCUACAUGGGCCUUUGCGACUCAAGCUCCAGCCCGAGCUGCCGCCCUGUGCGCGGGCAGCUCUUUGCCCAUGUCCCGGAUUGUGCUGAGCGGAAAACAUGCAUCGAGCUGAGCUUGUCGAAGCGCUUCUUCGCUGGACGCUACUGCUACUACGGCGAGAACAACUAUGAAGGUGGCCUGGUCUUCCUGAAGGAAGGUUUGGGGAACUCGGAGUCUUUUUGGCUACACCGCAAGAGUCGUGACUUCGAUGUGUGGGUUCUGCAGAAGCCUGCCCAAGGCGACUUCUACAAUGCCUCUGCUGCGUACAUGACCUUCUCUGGCGAGGAGAUGGCUACGAUCGACUCAGGCAUAGACCUGAUCGCAGAUGUUUUCAGCCAGGGGACCGCUACCUUUCCGAUAACGUACAGUGCUGGUGGGUCGGACACCUUGACAGCUGCAGUGGAGCUGCUGCGCUGCGAUGCACCCAAUCUGACCCAGAGCGAGGCUGAUGACCGGGCUGAGACAGCCGACGGCGCAGUGGCGGUGAUGGUGGACGACCCUCUGACGGAGAUCCCCUUCGACUACUGGCUGCAUCCCUGCCAUUGUGCCCCACACCUCUGGGGCCAGAACGAUCCCGUGACAGCCGAAGCCUUCGGAGAGAUCCCGGCAGGGAGCCGUAACGUCUUCCGGCCAAGACCCUUCCCGAUCCUGACAGGCCAGUUCGCCUGUGGUGUCAAGGCAGAGGACCUCUUGCAAGUCAUCGUGGAGUCCGACGUGCAGGCCGCAGACCUCGAAGAAUGCCAAGCGGAGUGUGCCAAGAAGUCUGAGUGCCGGUACUUCUUUGCUGGCGAAGUGCUGUCGGCCAAGCAAUGCAGGCUCUACAGCGGUUGUGAGUUCCUCUACCGGGAGCUGGGGCUCUCCGGCACCCUUUACUCGUAUCCGAAGGACACGGAGGUCUGUGCCAUCGCAAACCCAGAUGCUUGCUGGCACAUCACCCGGCGACGCCAGAACCUCGGGGCGUUCUACUCCAGUGCCGAGCUCUAUUUGCCAGACUGCUUAGACCAGGCCCUUCAAUGCUCUUCACUACGGCACGUAAAUAUUAAGAUGGUUUUGUUGCUGCUCGUCGCCUCGGAAAACCAUGGUGUCAGUACGGUGUUUCAUGGCGUUUCUAAUGCUCAGGCCCUUUUCGAACAGUGCGACGAGGCGUUGUUCGUGGGGGGUGUCGGCGUUGAGGUGUGCGAGCCCUGCAAGUUUGCCGUGGUGCCAGCUGAAGGCACUACGCAAAGGCAGGCACUGAGCAAGUCCCUGUUUCGGAGCAGCUACGCCCAUGGCACGCUGCUCAAGGCAACUUGUUGGUCCGAGCGCUACAGCUCACUUCCCAGAACCAACUUCGAGCAGAUCUGUGCUAAUGGCAAAUGGCUCGACCGAGAUGGGGCGGACGGCUUGAGCCGAUUCUCAUGCAUCGCCCUUGUCCAGGUCGUCAGCAGCUACUACCAGGAUCUCGACUCGCGCAACUGGCAGGAGCUCUAUUUCUUCGAGGGCUUCAAGGUCCACAUCGCCUUGGCUCGUGCGGGAUUCGCAGGUGCAGGAGAGCAGGUUCUGGGCGAUUUCUACGUGAAGCAAACGCCAACAGGCGCGCCACAGGAGCGACAGUUCGUUUCGGCGACAGACGAGAGUCACUGCCUGAGCACGGCAAGUGGCAGCUUAGAUCUUGCUCCUUGUGACGGCUCCUCAGAGCAGCUGCUUGACGGGAACACAGUGGCCAGCCUCUUCUCCGAGUCUUACAACACCAACCAAAAGCGCAAGGUAGAGGGGCCACCAGACGCCACUGCAGCGACCCUUUUCGACGUCCUUGCGAACCUCGACUGCAAUGCCGGCUCCUUUGGCAGCACCCUGAACAGGAUCGAGUUCACAAGGACACAGAUUAUUGGCAGCUGCACCGGCGCCACCACCGGGCAAAGACGGCAGCCAGUGGGAAUCGAGUUGAGUUUUCAGGUCGUGAACAGCCGCUGGCAGAAGUGCAUUGCAGCAGUGCCUUGCCAGCCGGGAUCUCAAGACCUUCCGGACUGCAUCGCCAACGAGUUACAGGACUGUGAUGGAAGGGAGGACCAGGCAUUCAAGAUCAGACAGGGCCAAUUCGUCCUUUUCUCAUCCUUCCUAAAUCGUGGCAGAUCCAUGAAAUACGCCAACCUUGUAGCCGAGAACGCUUGCUGCUCCUGGCGGCUGCCGGAUGACGGAACCUAUGACGGCUGGUUGGGCGUCUACUCCGCUAAUACUGAUGGUGUCAAGGUAGCAGUCCUUUCCUCUGAGGAAGGGAAUGGAAUCAGCAGCACUGAUUACAGCUUCUCGCAACAACCUUUUGACCUCAGAGGGCCGAGCAGUCUCGAGGAGACCUGGUACAUGUCCAGCACACUUCAGGGCAACGACAUCAAUUGCGUUUGUGAUGCAGGAACGCUGAUGCAGGUCUUCAACAAGAGCCGCUUGUUGGUCGCCUUUGUGUGCGUGGAAGUGCCCAACCUGGGUGCCUGUACCGAGGAGACGUCGGUGCAACAGACGAUCGACGGAAGUACCUCCCAAAUCGACGUGGACUGUGGCAAGGACCGUGGUCUUCAAGCCAUUCAGGCUGAGAUUGACUCCAAAAGCAGGUGGACAAACUUCCGUUUCCGAUGUUGCCAGAUCACCGCUAACCCCGUGCGCAUGACCAAGUUCGGGUCCGGCCGCGUGCCUCCCGACCCAGCAGAGCAAGGGAUCUACGAUGCGGUUGUCCGCGAUGCUUUUGGCCGACCUGAAUUCAGCGGGACGGACUGGAGCGGGCAGCCUGCAGGCUUCCUGUCUCAUAAUGCAGACACCGGGCAGUGGUGCGUAUCUGGUUCCGCAACGCCGGAAUGCGUCUCCAGCGAUCUUGUAAAUCCACUGGACCAGCAGCUGGGCGGGGCGAGCUGGCAGGUCGUCCCAGUGAGUGACUUCGAUGCCAAGUUCGAGGCCUUCGGAGCCAAGCUGCCGAAGCGUCUCCAGUCAAAGCGAAAAGUGCCACCUCAGCUGACCUUCGCUGCCGAGGAUCCGGCCUACGCGCCCGAGUGCAAGGAGGAGUCCGACCCAGGCUCUGAGAAGUUUGAUCAGACGAUCAUGAACGAGGUGGCGGAAGGGCUCAAAGACACGGACAACCCGUGUGGCCUAGUUUUCAGCACUCCAAAAACCAAAAAGAAGAAAACUGGCCUCCCGCCGGACAGCUUCUUUGGCAUUCCUGACAUCGAUGGCUUUGGAGAUGUCUUCGGGUCCGACAUAGACAAUGAAGGCGAAGGGAUGUCGUACUACGCGUGGAACCUUGAUGAUGUGGACCAGCCCGGGGCGUCUGGCCUCACACCGAAAACAGUCAACGAGUGUGCCAGUCGGGAGAUCAAGCGGGACUUCGAGCUGGCGCAGUGGGAAAGGGAGUACGAGAUGUGGGAGCAGAGACUCGAGAAGUUGGAGAAGACCGAGGCCGCGUUGGCAGCGCUUCCCGAGGUCCAGGUCGGUAUUUUUGGCGUGGGAAUCACCAUCAAGACGGGCAAGAUCGCCUCGAACGCGGUCAAGGCGUUCCGCCGCGUGUCCACGCUGAACAAUGAGAUGAGGCUGUGGGCGAGAGACAGCCGAUUCGCCACGGCUGACAACGAGGAUUGUAACUCCUUACAGCAUGGCCUGGCGCGGAUCUUUUGUGACCUCCACUGUGUUCGGGAUGCCGUGAAGAAAGGCGACGCGGCGAUCCUCACGAGCCUGGAGGAGGGUGUUUCGGUUCUUCAGCGGGAGAUGCGCAACCUCUUCCAGGCAUUCGUCCCGGACAGCUCUCAGUCUGCCAGCCUUUUGGCAGCCUCGCAGCACCAAGACUUCCAGCAGAUGCGCGCCGGGCUGGCCACGGACGUUCGGGAGAUGCGGCAACUGCUCCAGCGGAACUUGCACCCCACUGCACAGAUCGCCUCUCAGCGAGCUCUCCGGGCCUUCCAAUCUGCUGUCCAGGGAUGGGGUGGCAAUAUGACCUCGAGUGCAUCUAUGCUUGUCGAGGAGACGGCCAGACUAAAAGCAACGCUGCAGGCCUCCGCCCGCAUUCAAACUUCCGGCGCAGUGGCCGCAGAACGAAAGACGGCGGCCUUCGUGGCGACCAUGAACGAGGUCUUGCGUGCAAAGACCCGCACCCUGGGAAUCUACCAUGCGGGUGCCUCGAAGAGAAGGCAGCGGCAGUCGACGCUUUAUAAGGGCCUGCAGGACGAGUUGCGAGAACUGUCUUUCAAGGCAACGCUACGAGCGAUGGACGCAUCGUGGUGGGAUUUGCGUAGACAGCUUGACCGGUACCUGGACUCCUACGAUGCAUAUCUCAGGUCUUUCCAGCAUGCCGUUGGCCUCUUGGACGUGUACACCCGAUGCGGCGCCAACUUCGCACAGCUGAAGGCCGCCUACACCUCCAGCAGCCGCGCCCACGCCGCCGAGCAACGCACCCUGCGCGAAGUCUGGGCCGCGGCUGCUGCGGCCAUCGGACACAUGGCCGCCCAGGUCGUGGACACGGGAAUGCUGCAGGAGCUCGCAGCCCACGAUGCAGCGGCGGCUCCGCAGGGGGAGCCCGCCCAGUUGUGCAGGAACGCGACCUCCUUCGUGGAGGCAGCCGCUGCGGCGGUGCGCAAGGGCUUCUUUGGGCAGACCGUGCGCCAGCUGGACACGCUCUUGACGGAGAUGGCGCUGCUCCGGCAGAGGUUCGAGGCACCCCCGGGCCAAGAGCUCUUCGACUCCGUCGACCGGCUGUCAGCCGCGGCCGAGGCGGUGUCCGCAGAGGGCACGGCCAGAGAGUCAUGGGUGCGAUGGAGACGCAUGAACUGUGUUUCGCAGAGCCUGGCACGAGGCAAGACAGCCAACAAAAUAAUCCAAUUUCAGCGCUUGGAGAGCUCAGACUCCUACGAUUCAACCGAUGGCUCUACCAGUACAUUGCCUCCAUGGGUGGGGAAUCUCGAGCAGCAACACGAGGAAGUCAUGGAGAAUCAAAGCUUUCUCGAGAAGCAACAGCAGCAGGUCUUGGAGUCGCAAGCGGUGCAAAAUCAGAGCAUCCAGAAAAACUCUGCAGGCGUGCAGCAGCUCUUUGCGAGUAUCGUUCCCGGCCCUUUGGGGCCCCCGAUCGCGACGCCCCCGCCUGGGCCGUGCGAGCCGGGAGUGGAGCUAACAGAACCAGUGUGCCAGGAGUCGCACGCCCCCUGCACCCUCACAAUCAGCAACAGCAGAUCUCGGGCGGCCUCGCAGACAACAAUCUUUCCAGGCUGCAACUUCUUCGACAACGAGUCCCAGGAGCUCUUCAAAUACUGCAACGAUGCCAGUGGCUAUCGAGUGGUGACGGCCUCGACCUGCAGCGAAGAGCCCAGCUUCGAUGCUAUGUUAUCGGCUUUCCUGUCCUACAGCGGCACCUGCCAGCUUGUGGGCUGCGUGAACGACAACGGUGGCAGAUGCAAGAUUCCAUGGAAUGGCACGGGCAGCGACACGCGGGCAACCGUCACCUUCACGGUGGCGCCAUCGGCAUGCGUCUACAUUGUGCAGCAGCCCGCCUCCACCUCGAAUCGUUUCGGCAACAAGACGGAGCGACUCAUCAUAACGUCUGAGAUGGUGCUCAUACCAACAACGACGACGGUGACUGAUGCAAGUACAAGCACGCUCACGACCAUCAGUGCUUCCACGGUGACCAGCACUCCUGAUGUGACGACAAGCUUCGUGCCAGCCUCUACGACUACGAUUGUGCCCGAGACUACGACCACGACCACACCCUGGAAGUCUAAGUGCCCAUGUGCAGAUUGGUGCAUAUGGGUGCCGCCUUAUUCUAUGAAGUGGGUACCAUUGUGUACUGGCUGUCCUCGGUGUUGGGGCUGCCCACCUUGGUGCAGAGUCCUGCCAGAACGGCCGUCAGUAAAUCAGGCCUUUUUCCGGUGGGGUCGCUUGUGGUUGCCAUACUAG